GUGACAGCAAGUCAGAGGGAGAGAGGGAGGGAGAGAGAAAGAGAGUGGGAAAGAGAGAGAGAGAUAGAACGCAGCAGAGCCUGGCUACUGUGGAUGGCUUAGGAUCUGCUUGGAACGGAUUAGACAUCGUCUUUGUCUUUUUAAACUUAUCAUUUACAGUAACGCUAACACAGAUAUGAAGAGUGUUCUGUCUGAAUAGCCUCAGCUUUGGUCCUCACCUGGCUCACCCACCUGGAUGGAAAAAGCGGGAAAAGUGCAAGAUGAAAAUCUCAGCCUACAUUUCUCAGGCAAGGUUCUUGCUUUGGAUGAUGCUGUGUAGCAGCUGAAGACAAACCAGCAUCAUGUGUAGUGUGAUAUGACCCUGUCCCAACGGCAACCCAUCCAGAGCAUGGGUGUUGAGGGGUAGUUAGACAGGUGGCAAAGGGUGAUUCAACUAUGGUGACAUCUAUGACAUGAAAUCAAUGCUGUGGAUGAAUGGGCUGCAGCGUCACAACGGAAAAUGAGAAUGAUGGGUGUGAUUUUUAUUGCCUGCAGGUUCUUCACUGCACAUACCUGAUGUCAAGACCUCAAGAUCUUCUGAGCAGAAGACAGUACAAAUGAUGCAAAGGACAGCAGAGUAAAUUAUACGAAAAAAAUUGUAUGAAAGUCAGUAAAUUCAUGCAGAGAAUGAAUGUUAUUUUUCAUGUUUUUCAAUAAGAAAGAAUUUUUCAACUGACAAGUAUACCGACUUGAUAAAAAAAGACUCCUGUGACACUGUCAAGAAAGCUCCUCUUCCAUGGUUGCAUCUCAGGUAUUCUGUCGGUAAACAUAUUGACAGUGCUAACUAUGACCCAGGAUACCAUUGGAUGUUACUUUGCAUUUAUACCAGAACAACCGCAGCAUAAGCAGCAAUGUCAAUAGAUAAUGAAACACAAAUAGUGCUUGAUCCCACGGGGCUGCUGAACUUGUCUUCAGAUGGGAGUGUCAGUCAAGUGCAUGAUGUCAGCAAGAUCAUUAUCCCAUCGAUCUAUGCUUUGGUGUUCUGUUUGGGAGUCACGGGCAACGCUAUGGUAAUUUAUGUAAUCCUGAAGUACGCUAAGAUGAAGACGGCAACUAACAUCUACAUCCUGAACCUGGCCAUCGCUGACGAGCUCUUCAUGCUGAGCGUGCCCUUCCUGGCCACAUCUGCCGCCGUGCACAGCUGGCCUUUUGGCUCACUCAUGUGCCGCCUGGUCCUCAGUGUAGACGGCAUCAACAUGUUCACCAGCGUCUUCUGCCUGACCGUGCUUAGUGUGGAUCGCUACAUUGCCGUGGUGCACCCCAUCAAGGCAGCCCGCUACCGCCGGCCCACAGUGGCCAAGGCCAUCAAUGUGUGUGUGUGGGGCCUCUCACUGGUGGUCAUCCUGCCCAUCAUAGUCUUUGCUGACACUGUUCCCUCACAAGAUGGUGGCGUUGACUGCAAUUUUCUAUGGCCGGCUUCCUCCUGGUCGGGAGCUUUCGUGAUCUAUACCUUCCUAUUGGGGUUCCUUCUACCAGUAAUAGCCAUAUGUCUUUGCUACUGUCUCAUGGUGGCACGUAUGAGGGCAGUCGGCCUGAAGGCUGGUUGGCUACAACGGCGUCGCUCGGAAAAGAAGAUCACGCGUAUGGUUCUCCUGGUGGUGGCUGUGUUCAUGGUCUGUUGGAUGCCAUUCUACGUGGUGCAACUGAUCACUGUAUUCUGCCAGCCGCCUGACCCUAUGGUAACGCAGCUCCUUGUUAUCCUCAGCUAUGCCAAUAGUGGUGCCAAUCCGAUCUUGUACGGCUUCGUCUCUGACAACUUUCGCCGUUCCUUCCAGCGUAUUGUGUGCUUCCGUUGGCUGGGUAACGGGCUCGAUGGGGAGCAGGUGGACUACUGUGCCGUCAGCGUCAAAAGGCAAGUCACCUGUGACGUGCAGGACGUUCGGAAAGACUGCUUGGCUUCUGACAUGGCCUAUCGCAAUGGCACCUGCACUUCUCGUACUACUGCUUUCUGAAGCUGAUUGCAACUGAGACAUUCUCUAAGAGUAAAGGAGCACCUACCAUUAUCAGGAAAAGCAGAGACAUUAUAUCCAUUUUUCUAUUCAGAGUCUCCUGUAGAUAGAGGAUUAAUUAGACAUCUUUAGAAGGAUUUCAGAUUAUUUUAGCUGUCUAUAAUAGUGUUCAGUAUUUUAAAGACAUUCCAAGCAUAUCAAUAUGAAUUAAGUACUAGUUAGUAUGUAUUUGUAUAGCAGAUGAUUAUAUCCAAACUGAUGUACAGUUGGUCAGCCAUGUGCCUGGAGCAGUUGAGGUUUAGGGUCUUCUACAAGGGCCCAGAAGUAAACUCACUCGACUGACCAUGGGAUUUUAAUCAAUGACCUUCCAGGUCAUAAUGCAUUGAAUCACAUGCUGCCCAGGAGCUUGACCCGUAUUAAGAUAUUUCUUUUAAUUUGCCAACAAAAUUCGUUAGAGUGACAAUAUUAUUAUGUUACAAAAAUUCAAUAUGUUUAUGUGUUUGUGAAUAAUGCUGCUACUUGUACAUGUUAUUACACCGGUGACGUCUCAGAUUUAGGGAAUUAUAAUUAAUUAUGUUUAAUUAUGAGUCUCCUGCUUCUGUUCCAAACCCAUUAAAGUUAUUAAACUGGUGUGCUAAGAGCGACACUGUUUGGAAAUGAAGCAAAAAUGUAUUUUUUUAAUCAAUUGAUGAAACCACUCUUCUUAAAAUGAUUUCGUAACUGAUCAUCCAGAAUACAUAAGUACAGCUCAGCUGCCACAUCAUUGCAAUUGCCUUGUAAAUAUGAGAAAUGACACUGAAGCAUUUGUAGACCUAUACUCUUAAUUCAGGACCUGUGUUUUCUUACAAAUUAGUGGAUGAUAACUUUGUAGCCAUUAGAAAAAAAUGCCAUGCAUGACGUUUUUCUUUGUAGACACAAAGGAAAAA
Molecule: messenger RNA, 2914 nt
Organism: Brienomyrus brachyistius
Lineage: Eukaryota; Metazoa; Chordata; Actinopteri; Osteoglossiformes; Mormyridae
Gene: sstr1b
Product: somatostatin receptor 1b
Exons: 4
Coding region: 891-1991 (366 amino acids)
Biological process (GO): cellular response to glucocorticoid stimulus; neuropeptide signaling pathway
Cellular component (GO): neuron projection; membrane
Molecular function (GO): neuropeptide binding; somatostatin receptor activity
Source: RefSeq, a predicted model, not a curated record